Molecule: messenger RNA, 360 nt
Organism: Ambispora gerdemannii
Lineage: Eukaryota; Fungi; Glomeromycota; Glomeromycetes; Archaeosporales; Ambisporaceae
Source: the annotation of a GenBank genome assembly
AUCUGGGCAACUUACGUGGUUUAUAAAAUUGCAAAACGCGCCUACAUAAAACGCAAACAAAAGUUGACAGAACUCGAAGCCGCACUAACAAUUUCAAAAUACCACGAUUCCUCAACCACGUUGACAUAUAAUAGCGAGAGACAUCCGAAAAAGAUUAUUGAUGAUGAUGCCGCUGACGAGUCAUCCGGUAUGCUUCAAAACAACGUAGCAAUAGAUGAUGCCGCAGGAGUCGGAUACUAUGAAAUUCAAACGGCAGGAAAUACAUAUAAACCAUAUCGUAAUUUUACGCAUCAACAUACCUACUCUGAAGUUACACUCGCUAACGCUCAUUUGAAUUAUUUGAAUGACAACGAUAAUUAA